AUUUAGAUGAAAGGAACUGUAGCCGUGACUGUUGCCGCACUCUUUUUAGUAGCGUUUUUAGGGUACUAUUCAGAGACGAGUAGGUAUACAGAGGUCGUAGGUACGGGUGUGAGUGAGGGUGUUAUUGAUAAUAGCACAAAUGCUAAUGUACAUGAGGUCGUGACAAAGCACUUGCAUUUAAACCUCACCUUGGAUUUUGACGAAAAAGUUGCCAAAGGGACAGCGACACUUACUAUGGAAGCUCUUGUUGAGGGACUUGAUCAGAUUGAUUUGGAUGCUAGAUAUCUUGAAAUUAUGGAAAUUAAACUCCAAGAUGGUCAGACACUGGAUUACAAGUUUGAUGAGCCGAAUCCAAACAUUGGUCCUAAGUUAUCCAUUGCUGUUCCUAAAACUAUUCAAAAGAACGAAGUUUUUAAUCUCACGAUAGGGUAUUCAACCACAAACAAGACUCUUUCUCUUAACUGGUUAGAGCCUGAACAGACUGCUGGUAAUACUCUUCCAUAUGUCUUCACUCAUUGUGAAGCUAUUGAUUGUAGAACUUUAGCUCCUUUACAAGACACUCCCUCUGUAAAGUCAACCUAUUCUGCUCUGAUUCGUUCACCUAAAGACAUUAAGGUGUAUAUGUCAGCUCAAAAUCUAGAAGAUUGGACUGAAGGAGACUCUAGAGUAACUAGUUUUGAAAUGAAUGUUCCAAUCCCAUCAUACCUGAUAGCUCUUGUUGCUGGGGAUCUCGAGUACAGAAAGCUAGGAAGAAAUACUGGUGUCAUCACUGAGCCCAUCUUCAUGGAAAAAUGUGUAAACGAGCUAUCUGAGUUACAGGAUUCUCUCGAUGUUGCAGAAAGCUUCCUUACUAAGUAUGAAUGGGGUGUUUACAACAUCGUGAUUUUGCCACCAAGUUUCCCAUUCGGAGGAAUGGAGAACCCUCUUCUCACUUUCGCAUCUCCAGCCAUUAUUGUUGGCGAUAAGAGUCAAGUCAAUGUUGCCACUCAUGAAGUAGCCCAUUCUUGGACAGGAAAUCUUGUUACUAAUAGAAACUGGGAGAACUUUUGGCUUAAUGAAGGGUUCACAAAAUGGAGUGAAAGAGCAAUUAUCAGAAAACAAAGAGGUGAAGAGUUUUACCUGGUAUCUGCUGCUCUCGGAAAUUCUUCUCUUUACGGUGAUCUUGAACUUUACGGGGAUGAUAGUACUUUUACAUCACUUCAUCCUAAUUAUGAAGGAGCAAACCCUUACGAUACUUUCUCAAGAGUUCCAUAUGAAAAAGGGUUCCUUUUCUUGACUCAUAUCCAGAAUGUAAUUGGCAAUGAUAAUUUUGAAAUGUUCUUGAUAAUCUACUUGGACAAAUAUAGAAUGACCAGCAUCACUUAUACUGACUUUAUUGAUACUUUCCUUGAGUUUAUAGAAUCCUACUUCAGUGAUCAAGAAAGAAAGAACAUUCUAUCAAAAAUUGACUUCCACACAUGGAUAUUCGGAACUGGGCCUCCACCAGUUCAGCUUAAUUUCACAACUUCCAAUUUGGAGAUUAGUAGAAAACUUGCUGAUGAUUACUUACUAGGAAAGGGAACUCCUGAGAACCACGAUGUAUUCUUUGAUUAUUUCUCUUUGCUCAAAUGUAUUUUCUUACAAAGAUUGAUCGACAGAGCUGAAGAUGCCACUAUCCCAAUCCUUGAGCAGAUAGACAUAGACUAUCAACUGACUAACACUAUCGAUCCAGAGCAGAAAUAUUUGUGGUUCCAACUUUGAAUUAUGGCAGGGUAUGACAAGGUCAUUCCAUCUGUGGAUGAGUUCCUUGGGCAAUAUGGAAGACAAAAGUAUCUCCUUCCUCUCUACAGAGCAUUGAACGGUUAUGACCAUGACCUAGCUGUUGAGUUCUUUAACAAGCACAAGGGUAUGUAUCACCCAGUCGCAGUGGUAAAUGUUGGAAGAAUACUCAAUCCUGAUUCCUAUUAAGGAUUCUACCCAAUAUUUAUUCU
Moneuplotes crassus is the source of this 1970-nucleotide messenger RNA. The record is from the annotation of a GenBank genome assembly. Lineage: Eukaryota; Ciliophora; Spirotrichea; Euplotida; Euplotidae.